Suillus clintonianus is the source of this 820-nucleotide messenger RNA. RefSeq lists its product as uncharacterized. The record is from RefSeq and is a predicted model, not a curated record. The transcript is spliced from 4 exons. NCBI's taxonomy places the organism in Eukaryota, Fungi, Basidiomycota, Agaricomycetes, Boletales, Suillaceae. Bases 134 to 583 code for a protein of 149 amino acids.
CUGGGAGCAAUAAGUGCGCCACCACAGGACUCCAUCGUGAGAGCAGGCUCCUGUCAUCCGGACGCACCUAACAUCCCGACCGUAAAGGAUAUCCUUGGACUUGGAUCCAACGCACGGAAACGCGACCGUUCGGAUGCGCACUGUCCUGCUCAUUGAUGGAUAUUUCGUUACUGGGCCUGAUGAUGGAUUUACAUUGAGAAGGACUGCCGAGGAGGAAAGUUGGCCCUGUACCACGCUGCCUGGCAGUGGGCAGGCUCUCCUGCUAUUGGCGGCGCAGCCAUCAAAUAUCGAGAUAGGGAUUCUAGCCACGAGCCACUUGCAAUUGUGCUGCCUCGAGGCAUCUUGUCUCGUCAUGGAUUUCUUGUUUCAGCAACGUACAGCAGGUGCUCCAGUGCAAAACCAUCAAGCAAGGGACGGGAAAUUCCACAUUCCUACAUCCCUGCCAGACGAGCACGCCAUACAGUCACGGAAAAACGACAUAAAAGAAAAUCUCUUUAGCCAUUACCGCCAUUGGUUGUCCACUUCAGUACAAUCUUCAGCGCAAGCAGAACACUGCAGGCACGAGUUUGUGGGGCACGCAUGAAUCUUAAACGUGUCCGUCACAUCUUGUCCUUUUUCGAUUCGAAUUAUUGUUCAUUGGGGUGUACUACCCUAUGUCCGGCAUUAUUAUGUAGUCUUCUUGUCCCUUUUGAAGUGCUAAAUCGCCUCUAGGGACGGCAGUAUAGGGCGUGUUUCAGACCACACGAUUCCGUUCAACACAGCGGUACAGACACCUAUUUGCAAGAAUCCGUCCGAUCAGUGAAAUACAUUUUCAGUUGGG